AUGAAUGCAGAACGUUCCACUUAUAAACUCCUUACAGAUUUGGAGGUUGAUGUGAAAAUAUCUUCAGAAGAAAAACCGAUUCAGUGUAAUUUAUACCCCAGAUCAUUUACCCAACUUGGGUCCUUGAAAAAUCAUGAGAGAUCUCGUAAGACAGAAACAUCAACUAGUUCUACAGUUGAUUUAGGAGAAAAUAAUAUUGAAUAUCUUUCAAAGAAUUCUGCUUUAGCUGAGAAAACUAGAAAUCACGCAGGGAAAUGUCCGUCCAAGUGUACAAUCUGUUCAAAAUCAUUUUUCAAUAGUUCUAACUUAAAGAGACAUACUAGAAUACACGCAAGAGAAAAACCAUAUGAGUGUGAAAUGUGUUCAAAAACUUUUUCUGACAGUUCUGCUUUGGUUAAACAUUCUCAAAUUCAUACUCUGAAAAAAAUUAAUAAUGUUCAUAUAGUGGAAAAAUCAUAUAAGUGCAAUAUCUGUCCAAAAUAUUUUUCUCGUAGAUCUACUUUAGUUGUUCACUCAAGAAUUCAUACAGGAGAAAAACCAUACAAGUGUGAAACCUGUUCAAAAUCUUUUUUCGAUAAUUCUGGUCUGAUUGUUCAUACCAGAAUUCACACAGGGGAAAAACCAUAUGAAUGCGAAGUGUGUUCAAAAUCAUUUUCCAAUAAAGCUACUUUAGUUGUCCAUUCAAGAAUUCAUACAGGGGAAAAACCAUAUGAAUGUGAAGUGUGUACAAAAUCAUUUUCCAGUAGCUCUACUUUAAUUGUCCAUUCAAGAAUUCACACAGGGGAAAAGCCAUAUAAAUGUAAAGUCUGUUCAAAAUGUUUUUCUUAUAGAUCUACAUUGACUCUUCAUUCAAGAAUUCAUACAGGUGAAAAACCAUACAAGUGUGAAAUCUGUUCAAAAUCUUUUUCAGACAGUUCUACUUUGGAUGUGCAUUCGAAAAUUCACACAGGCAAAAAACCAUUCAAAUGCGAAGUCUGCCCAAUGUCUUUUUCAAAAAUGAAUCUUUUACGACGGCACUCCAAAAUUCACACAGGAGAAAAACCCUUUAAGUGUGAUGUCUGUUUGAAAUCUUUUACACGCUAUCAUAUUCUGAUGAAGCACUCCAGAAUUCACACAGGAGAGAAACCUUAUGAAUGUGAGAUAUGUUCAAAAAGAUUUUUCGAUAGGGCUGCUUUGAUUCUCCAUUCAAGAAUUCAUACAGGAGAAAAACCAUUCAAGUGCGAUGUCUGUUUGAAAUCUUUUUCACGCCCUGAUGUUUUGAACAAGCAUUCGAAAAUCCACACAAGAAAAACACAUAUAAGUGUAAAGUCUGUUUGAAAUAUUUUUCACGUCAUUAUAUUUUGAUAAGCCACCACGAAAGUCACAGGAGAAAAACUUUCAAAAUAAUUCUCCCGUGGAAAAACAUUUCAAAAUUCACACAGAAAAACUGUAUCAGCGCCAAGUUUGUUGACAUGAGAUGAGUUUUAGAAGUCUGAUAAAGUUUUGAACUGUUUUUGAUGUAAUACUUACUUCCUGUUGUCUGGCAGAGUGUAAAGAAUUAUCAAAAUA
Messenger RNA from Leptinotarsa decemlineata (Colorado potato beetle), 1548 nucleotides. RefSeq lists its product as uncharacterized. Gene Ontology annotation, cellular component: nucleus. The record is from RefSeq and is a predicted model, not a curated record. Gene Ontology annotation, biological process: regulation of transcription by RNA polymerase II. Lineage: Eukaryota; Metazoa; Arthropoda; Insecta; Coleoptera; Chrysomelidae. Gene Ontology annotation, molecular function: RNA polymerase II cis-regulatory region sequence-specific DNA binding; DNA-binding transcription factor activity, RNA polymerase II-specific.